AUGAAGCGCUUCUUCCACCUGCCAGCGUCGCCCUCGAAGCGCAAGUACGAGGUCGAGCGCUCCAAGCUCGAGACCGCGCUGUUCGACAUCGAGGCCAAGAAGCAGGCGCUCCUCGCGCCGACGGACGCGCUCGAUGAGCUCGUCGAGGACGCGACGACCCUCGGCGAGACCCGCCCCAUGGGUGGAGGCAGCGCACCGCGCCCGACGUCGCCGGGAAAGACCAAGCCUGUGGCGUUCUCAAAGCCGUCCUUCUCGAGCGACCUCCCCAUGUCGCUCGCCAUGUCCUUCUCGACCGUCAACUCGUCCAUGCGGCUCUCGCCAUCCAAGCAGUUACUUGACACGACCAGCUCCGACGCUGUCUGGAGCCUAAAGGAGGUAUUCCUCGCGCAAGAUGCUGGCGACGAUGUCAAGAUCGGAACCGUCGAGCUUCAUACGAGCGCCAACCUCAAGGCGGCGAGAGAGCUUAUCGCCCGGUUUCUUUCGAGCGCUCCCAAGGGCUUUGUCUUCGAGACAGAGGACGGGGUCCUCGACGCGCACGUGGAGAGCACAGUGCUCCUUCAAGACGCCUUUCCCAGUCGCAUCCGUCUGCGAGCACUCCAGCCGUUAACGUCCAAGGAGGCACAGCAGCGGCGGAACUUGGUCAAGGAGCGGCAACAGGCCGCGUUUGAGCAGUUUGUCCAGCGCCGGACGCAGGAGCCCAAGCCGCAGGAGGCGUACAAACCGGAGGUCAUCGAAGCACCCGUCGUGGUGCCCAAGUUUGCGUCCGUGCAGGAGCCCGUCGUUGUUGUCGCGCCGCCAAAGCCCCCCAAGCACGUGCUCUUGUCGACGGUGCAAACACUAGCUGGCCACGAGUGCCACAUCAAAUUCAUUUACUUUCCGACGCUGGAGCGCGUCAUCUUGCGCACGAAAGUGGUGGGCUGCCCGUUGCCUGUGACUUUGGCGAUCCACGAAGACGAGUUUCGGAAGCUUGUCGGCGCCACGGACACCACGUUGUUGCUUGACUACGCCUUGGACGAGGUCAACACACAGUCGAUCCUAAGCAACUUGACCUUGCUCGUGCCAGAGGAUGCCCAUGGACUGUACCAGAUGCGCCUCAAGCGAUAUGUGCACGCGGCCAAGCCGCGGAAAGAGCCAGCGCCCAAACACCACGAAGAAGAAGAGAAGCCGCCGAUUGUUGUCGAGCCACCGCCCGCAGCAGCACCACCAUCGACAGCGCCCGAGCACGUGAAGUACAUCCGCGUGGUCAAGUCCCCUCGAAAAGAAAAGCCAGCGCCCACCCCGCAGGUGGCACCAGUCAUGGAGCCUAAAAACGUCGUUCCGGCCCAAGACAAUCCAGAUCCACCGCGCCGCAAGACGUCGCACCCCAAGCCGUCUGAGAAGACCGUAUCGCCGCGGCGGGCCCCUCUCGAACAAAAGGCGCCGGCACCUGCUGUCGAGUAUCACACUGUGGAGGCGGCGCCCCCGCGACAUCAUCGACCAGUCCACACGGCGCCCGAGAAGUCAUCGCGCGAUGAGCACCACCGCCGGCUUCGUGCAAAUCUCGAGGCGGCGUCACGCAGCUCCAUUUCUGCGAUCGACGACGACAAUGUGGUUCCGGAAGCGGCGCCCGCGGUCAAUGCGGUGUUUGUCCAACUCGCAAUCCAAAAGCUGCGAUCGGGCCCGGAUAGGGUAUCGUCCCUGCACCACGGCGACGGACACAAAGAUGAUAUUGACCGCUUGUACGCAGCAUCUAACCCGCGCUCGAUCUCGCUCUCGCGCCACUGCCUCAUCUCAGUGUUCUGGGACUACCUCUCGGCGCAAGCGAUUCUCAUUCCGGCGCAUCCGAUCCAGUACGCGCUGGCGGUCUCGGAAGACUCGGGGGCCUCAAGCCACGUGGCUCCACUCCUCGCGCUCGCGAUCGAGGACGAGAUUGCCGCGUGCGACGCGGGCCACGUUCGCGACAUCCAGCACGACUGGCGUAAAGCCGUGAUGGACGACGUCAUCGCGAUCGCGCACCUCAUGGAGAAGACUACCGAGUGGGGCGAGGUGGAAAUCCGUACCCUCAGAACGUUUGAAACCAAGCUGUCGCUCACAUGCCACGUGUCCCGCUGGAUCCUCCCGAGCUAUUUGCGCGCCGCCAUCUUUGAAGGCGUCUUCCCGCUGCUGAGUAUCAAAGAGAUGCCGCUCGAGACACCGUCUCUGAGCUACAUUUCGGCAAAAGAGAUGGCGUUCAAGCCGCAGCUACUCAAGAAUUACACCCAACUCGAGCCUAAGCUGCACGCGAUGCUCGAGUUGCUCUAUAUACUCGCGUAUUCCUACUACCAUUCGCCGCGCUGCACGGAGAAGCACUUGCGGCACUUUGCAACGCCCGCAACGUCGCCCGACGACCGCGUCGGGGUCAUUUUGCUAGCGAUUGACGAGCGCCAGGUGCGUCUCAAGGAGGCCCGUUUCGCGUUUACAGACGUGACAUCGCACGUGUAUCUCGAGCGCAUUCUCGUACUUGAACCGCGUCUCGCCCACGUACACCCGGUCGUCAAGGCGAGCAAGCUCCCGUCCUUCUUCAAGGAACUCGCCGUGUACUUGAUCAAGAUGUUCCGAUUGUAUCGUGCCCACCUUGAGAGCGCCUUUCGCGUCCGUGACAGUGUCCAGAUGGCCCAGAGCAUGCGCUUCCUCCUCGAGCUCGUCAAGGCGCACGUGCACGAAGCGGCGACGGCCGAUGCUCCCAGUCCGAUCGGAGAAUACCUCGUGAGUGCCUUGCAGCCGCGGCUCGGUUUUGACAAGAUCAACAUUGAACGCACCCGAUUGCACUUGCCACACGUCGUGCUUCAAUCAGAGUUUUGCCUUGCAGCGCACGCCCACUGCGUCGCUCUAAGCACGUCGGACGCGACGCGGCGCCGCGCUCGUUGGGACAGUGCGGCCGACAUCCCGUCGACGACACUGCAGCGUUUCUUCUUCAAGGGCGAGCAUGAGCUUCUUUGUGAGUUUGUGCUACUGUCGACACUGCCCGACCAAACGAUCCUGUCCGAGCCCGUUGACGAAAGCAAAGACGACGUCGAUCGUCAGCCCACACCGUCGGACUGGGAGCAGCUCCACGCCAUGUACGUGGACGAGGUCGUUCGGCUUUGGACGUACCUGCUCAACGGGCACCAACAAAAAGGUCACGAUGGUUUCCGCGUCAACGUGGCGUUCGGCCUCAACAUUCGGCACGCGACUGGCUCGGUCUUGACCCCCGAGAUGCUGGCGAAUACGAAUGUGAGCUUUUUCCUCCACCACCCAGACGUCCAGUCGGUCGCAGUAGCGUUUGCAGUCUCGGACCAGCUCUUGCGUGUUUCGAUUCGCUUUUACAAAGAGCUGGCGUCGUCGACUCGGCACGCUACGGCGACGCACCGUCCGAGUACGACGGGGCGCCAUGAGAGCAACGCGUUCAACCAAGCACUAGUGCAGCUCGGCGCCUUGCCGGCCACAGCUAUCAGCGUCUUUCUCUUGCAGAGAGGACUGCAGUUCAUGACGCAAAAUCUGUUUGGUGAGCGCCAGAACGCGUGGGACAGACUGCCACGGGGCCGGGCGCUCUACGACACGCUCAUCGAAGGCCGCCUUACGACGCGUUACGCCGAGGAUCUCAUGGAAAUCGCACUCGACAAGAUCUUUGCUGCGAUUGGCGACAACCCUUCGCUUUUGACGCCCGAGAUUGUGCAGUUGCUAGUACGGAUCCUCGAGCGCGCCAACAACGAUUGCGUCGAUAAGGAUGGAUCGACGUCCGCAGUCCAGUCAACCACCGAUUUUAUCGCAGUAGGAACAUUGCGCUUGUUUCAAAACCUCUUGGCACCUCCAAAACAAACUGUGCCGGCCGUCCCGAGUCUCUCGUCCGUCGUGACGUUACCCCCGCUCACGCAAAAGCAGAAAUGCUUUAUCGAUUGCGACGGACUCGGCUUGCUCCAUGACAUGCUGUCUGCCCCGUCAUUCCUCCCGACGACUGCGUUUGUCGAUGACAACACGACCAAGGCCAUCUGCGAAGCGCUCAUUCGACAUGUGCUCCUGACGCGCGAAAUGUGUGGGCCCAGCCGCGCGCUCAUUGUGCAUCACACGCUCUGGACAGCGUACAUAUUGCCGCGCAUCGAGACCGACGAGCUCGAAGUGUACACAAGCGCCAUACUCCAAGCGAUCGGUGACGUGCUCCUCGGAGCCAAGGACAAGCACAUGGUAUCAUAUCUGAUCCAAUGCAGCUGCGGCUGCCCCCGCAACCGCCACUGGACAAGCGAUGUGUAUGAAGCCAUGACGUCGCUCUUCUUGGACUUGAUUGGCACCAAAGCCGGCGUCCGCUGGGCCCAGGAGCACGACAUGGCGGGCGUUCUAGCGUUGUUGAAGCCGCUCGAAAUGUUUUACAUUCAGCUGCUGCGCGACGCGUCGGGGCUCCAAGCGCGCUUGCUGCGCACGAUCUACCUCCUCGCGCGCCGCAUCAAGAUCCUCGACAGUCUCGUCAAGUUUUUCGACAUCGUGCCCACAGCGCUCCUCGGUUUGUACUCGCGCGGAAAAGUCCCGCAUUUGAACGUCGAGAUCUUGCGCGUCCUCGCUUCCCUCCUCCACCUUGGGCUUCUGCGCAAGGUGCCGCAUGUUGCUGUCGGCGUCUACGGCGCGACCGUGACGGAGCUCUCGCUGCUCCUCGUCGACGCUAUCAAUCCGCAUAUGAUGGACGCCUUGCUCUCGCUCAUCGCGGACGAGCACCAUGCGAGCUUGGCACUGGCCACAAAAGCCACGGACCUCGACGGGCGAAUGCCGAGUCUUCUUAUGCUCUUUGUGAAUCUUCUCGACACCAAGCUCGACAAGGCGCUUGUCGUAUUGCAGUUGCCCGCGCUCAUGAGUCUCAUCUGUCUUUGCUACGACCCGACCAUCGCGCUGAUUUGCACGAAGGACAAUGUCUUGGCCAAGGUGCUCGACCUGCACGAGACGGUCUCGACGUCGUUCAUUUCGACCAAGCAGCAGCUGUGUAUUUGGGUCGCCGCCCUACUUUGCACACACAUUUCACUCCACUGCGCCGCUGCCAGCUAUGUGAGCGACCAGACGAUGCGGCGCGUGCUCAAGCACUCGUACGCAAGCAUUGCACGUAUCAACCGAAGCCGGUCCAACGGAUUCGACGCUUAUGUGGGACGCGUCAACCGCCAAGGCACCAUCGAUGUCUUCGAGCCGCCACCCGUCGCGGGAAAGCGUCCCAUGCACGACAUGACGCGGGUCCUCACGUCCCUUCGAUCCAAGAUGCAGGCGAUUGAAACGGAUCCUGGCAGCGCCCGCGACGACAUUUCCAAGCAAGACCACUUGCUCGAGUGGGAAGAGAACCUCGAGGCAGGCAUCGCAGACCGAGACGAUCGCACGUCGACGCUGUACUCUAUCCUCAUGUGCGCACUUUCGUGCAUGACGUCGAGUGUUGGCGCCGUUAAAGAGUCGCGCGAGGUCAUCGUCGUCGCCCAGUCCAUCACGGGCUACUUUAUCGCCGAGGAGCUCACGCCGCCAGAGUACAUUGUCGCGACCUACUGCUUUGCGCUCAAGAACAUUGUGUUUGCAGCGUUUCGCGCCGCAUCGCUCAACGAAAUCUGGGAGCAGCAGACGCUGAUGCAGUUUCUAAAGAAGCUCUUUGGCUUUGUGCAAGCUAAAAAGCCCGCGGCCAACACCAUCUCGCUCGGUCAACAGUUUGCGCUGGAGCUUUUAUGGGGUCUCGUGCUCAUCUCGAAAGGCAAGGAGGCGUGGUUUCUCAAGGAAGACUUCUCGGACGCGCCACAGCUGCCGCUCGUCAUUGCGCCACUAAAGACGAGUAUCUCCGUGCUGACGCGCGCGCUUGUCGACGACGGCACGAAGCCGCCGCCCCUCAGUUGCGCCAAGCUCAAGGUCCUCGGUGACGCCGCCGCCAGCACGGACCCGAUCGUGGCAGAGUACACUUGCGCCGUGCUCGCGACGCUGAUUGAGGACCCCAACAUUGCGCAAUUUUUCUUGACGGAAAUUGGCUACAAUAAGCUGCUCAUCAUGGUGCAACAGCAACAAAACAAGGCAUCGACGCGUCAUUUGCGUCUGCUUGAAGACGGCAACGAAGAGUUGGACCCGGACCCGACCGUUGACAACUCGGAAGCGACGCGCCAAGUGAGUGGCGCCAAUCUGCUGUACGACGCCAAGCACAAGGCCAGUCGCGAGAUGCGCGCAUUGCUCCAGCUACUGCGCCUCAUUGCAGUGUGCAUUCGCGUCGUCGCCAAAACCGAGGCCAUCGAGAACGACGCAAUCACCAAGUUCGAGAAACGGACCAAAGACACCUUUGUGAGCUUGCUGCACCAGAUGAAGGACCCGCCCGUGCUCGUCCAAGUGCUAAAUGGCAUUCGGCAUUUGAUUCCGCUUGCGCCAACGCACAACUUUGACGUGUACUUUGAGCGGCCCGAUUUUGACCGAGUGUACCACCUUUGCCUGGACCCGACGACGUCCGAGAAGGUCCAGGUCGCGGCGCUACGCUGUGCGCGCUUCCUCUUGCGCAAGUACGCGAUCAACACGUGCCUCGCGCGCAUGCUCUUUGACGCCCGCAUGCCCGUGGUGCUACUCUUUGGCCACAUUCACAUCAAGAUCCAGAUCGAGGCUGUCUACUUGCUCUUUGAAAUUUCGAUGAUCUACGUCAACAAGAAGCAGCGGCGGGCACUCGCGCUAAUCUUCGACGCACCCGAGACACGCCCGAUCCUCGCGGGGCUCUUUACCAAAUUUGAGCUUCUCAUGCAAAGCAAAGCGUCGAAAGCACAUGCGCAGCUGCUCAUGGACAUUCUUAUUCGACUCAUCAUCCAGCUCGACUUGCUCAACUGCGUCAACGAUGAUUUUCUUGUCGAAGCCAUUUGCCACAUGAUCGAGACCAUCUCGCUCGACACCAAGCCGACGCAAACGGUCGACCAGCCCAACUUGCAUACGCCGCUGCGGCCGAUGCUCUGCGCGGCGCUCGCCAAGCUCGUUUCCAAGGGCGACAGCGCGUCACACUUCCUUCAGCUGUCGCGCAUCGACACGAUCGUCAAGAUCCUGAGCCAAGAGUCGACGUUGGGCGAGCUCAUGGAUUUGGCGUGUAUUCUACUCACCCUCGCGUCGCAAGAGACGGCCAUUGCUGCGUACCUUGGCACGUCAGCGCCUCAAGCGAUCAAGCACAUUGGCCACGUGCUCGGUAGCUUCUAUGAGCUGCAAAUGGUCAACAGCGGUUCCGAUGCCCGAGCUGCGUACGACGACGAUGGAGAUGACGUCAGUAAGGCCGAAGUGCUCGACGAAGACGAGAACGACGCGAGUACAUCUGGGACGUCGGAGUAUCGCAAGUUUCGAACAGUGAAACAUCGGCUUCUGCUUAAGAUUUUUUUUCCAAAGACCGAAGAACUCAAGGUGUCGCGCCAUUUGCACCAGAUUUACAAAUAUGUACAUUUGACCUCAACUACGUGCGCUUAG
This is a messenger RNA of Saprolegnia parasitica CBS 223.65, 7422 nucleotides long. RefSeq lists its product as hypothetical. The transcript has 9 exons. NCBI's taxonomy places the organism in Eukaryota, Oomycota, Saprolegniomycetes, Saprolegniales, Saprolegniaceae. Bases 1 to 7422 code for a protein of 2473 amino acids. The record is from RefSeq and is a predicted model, not a curated record.